Pedinophyceae sp. YPF-701 is the source of this 2328-nucleotide messenger RNA. Lineage: Eukaryota; Viridiplantae; Chlorophyta; Pedinophyceae. The record is from the annotation of a GenBank genome assembly.
AUGAUGUCGGCGCAUUCGAUGCGAGGACGCGGGCUAGGCGCUGCUCUCUUUGCGCUGGAGGACGCUCUCUCACUGUGUGCCGCCUGUGAGGGUGCUCGCAGGGAGAGAGGGGGGAGGAGGGACUACGGUGGGGACGACAGGGACGGCCGGCGCCACAGAGAUCAUCGCGACCACAGGAGGGACGACCGUCGGCGCAGGGACGACAGGCGCGAGCGGCCGUACUCGCGGGACCGCUCGCCCGAGCGCAAGCCCGACGUGGCCCCGCCGCCCCUGCCCGGCGGGCCUCCCGCGCGCCCGCCGGACGCCCCCCUCAACGGCACCAGCGCGGUGAAGAAGGAGCCCGUCGCGCUGGAGGAGAUGCUCAAGAAGAAGCAGGAGGAGAUGCAGAAAGCCGCCCGGCCGGUCUUCCUGAGCAAGAAGGAGCGCGAGGCGCUCGCUCUGAAGCGGCGCGAGGAGCAGGUCCAGGCCCAGCGGGGGGCCAUGGAGGCCACCCUGCAGCAGCAGCGGGAGGCGUUCCAGGAGCAGCAGCGGCGGUUCGAGGAGGCGCGCGCUGCGGCGUACGGGUCGGCGAACGCGCGGGAGGUGGCGCUGGGCGACGACGCGCGCAUGAAGGACCAGGUGAUGGAUCAGAUCCGCAAGCAGUACCUCGGCGCGGAGCGCACCAAGCGCAAGGUGGUGCAUCCUGCGGAGCGCAUGAAGCGCGGACAGGAGUGGGACAUGGAGGACGACACGCUCGCGGAGGCGAACCCGCUGAUCGACGCGCCUGAACGCGACGUGGGGCUCCUGUUCGGCCGCGGCAUGCGCGCAGGCAUCGACCGGUCGGAGCAGCGCCGCGCCGGGGAGCGCGCGCAGGCGGAGGUCCUCCGCAAGUACCGCUCGGAGCGGGAGAUGGAGGACCUGCAGCGGCUGUCGCGGCGCGACCGCAUUGCGGACAAGGAGCAGGCGAUCAAGAAGGGCAAGCACUGGUCGGAGAAGGCGCUGGAGGAGAUGGCGGAGCGCGACUGGCGCAUCUUCAUGGAGGACUUCAGCAUUAGCUACAAGGGCAAGAACCCGGCGCGGCCGAUGCGGUCGUGGGACGAGAUGAGCGCGCCGGCGUUCGUGCGGCGCGCGAUCGACCGUCUCGGGUUCGCGAAGCCCUCCCCGAUCCAGAUGGCCUCGAUCCCCGUGGGCCUGUCGAUGCGCGACGUGAUUGGCAUCGCCGAGACGGGGUCCGGGAAGACGUGCGCGUUCAUGGUGCCGCUGCUGAACUACAUCGCGAAGCUGCCGGAGAUGACGGACGAGGUGGCGGUGCACGGGCCGUACGGGCUGGUCAUGGCGCCCACGCGCGAGCUGGCGCAGCAGAUCGAGGAGGAGGGCCGCAAGCUGAUGCACUACACGGCGUACCGCGUGACGAGCGUGGUGGGCGGGCAGAGCAUCGACGAGCAGGCGACGGCGCUGCGGCGCGGCUGCGAGAUCGUGAUCGCCACGCCCGGGCGGCUCCUCGACUGCCUGGAGCGCCGGUACUGCGUGCUCAACCAGUGCAACUUCAUCGUGCUCGACGAGGCGGACCGCAUGAUCGACCUCGGGUUCGAACCCCAGGUCAUCGGGGUCAUGGACGCCAUGCCGAACUCCACCCUCAAGCCGGAGGACGAGGCGCAGGCGCAGGCGCUGGCGCAGCGCGACUCGGCGCGCGGGGGCGCGCCACAGUACCGCGUGACGUUCAUGUUCUCGGCGACGAUGCGUCCGGAGGUCGAGCGGCUUGCGCGGAAGUACCUGCGCAACCCCGUGGUGGUGACGAUCGCGAGCGCGGGCCAGGCGGGCGAGAACAUCACGCAGGUGGUGCGCAUGUGCAAGCACAACGAGAAGGAGCGGCUCCUGGUGAGCGCGCUCGCCGAGGUGGGCGGCGGCAAGACGAUCGUCUUCGUCAACACGCAGAAGUCCUGCGACAUCGUCUCGCGCAUCAUCGAGCGCAACGGCUACCCGUGCUGCGUCCUGCACGGCGGCAAGGCCCAGGACCAGCGCGAGGAGAGCCUCAACGGGUUCCGCGCGGGCGAGUUCACGUGCCUCGUCGCCACGAACGUCGCGGGGCGCGGCAUCGACGUCCCGGACGUCGCGCUGGUCGUCAACUACGAGAUGCCCAGCAAGAUUGAGGACUACACGCACCGCAUCGGGCGGACGGGGCGCGCGGGGAAGAAGGGCACCGCGGUCACCUUCCUCACGGCCGACGACGCCGGCGUGUUCUACGACCUCCGCAAGUUCCUCAAGUCGUCCAACGCCAACGUCCCCGCCGAGCUCGCGCGCCACGAGGCCUCGCGCGCGCAGCCGGGCGCGCUCGAGCAGAUCCGGUAG